AUGGCUGAGAACAAGGAGGAGGAUGUUAGGCUCGGCGCCAACCAGUUCACUGAAAAGCAGCCGCUGGGCACGGCCGCUCAGACGGACAAGGACUACAAGGAGCCACCGCCGGCGCCGCUUUUCGAGCCCGGCGAGCUGAAAUCAUGGUCCUUUUACCGGGCCGGGAUAGCCGAGUUCAUGGCCACUUUCUUGUUUCUGUAUAUUACGAUAUUGACAGUGAUGGGUGUUGGGAGGUCGCCUAAUAGGUGUGCUUCUGUGGGGAUUCAGGGUAUUGCUUGGGCCUUUGGCGGUAUGAUCUUUGCACUUGUGUACUGCACUGCUGGUAUCUCAGCUAGUUUAAUUCUCAGAAGUUUCUUCAGUUAG
This is a messenger RNA of Striga hermonthica, 363 nucleotides long. NCBI's taxonomy places the organism in Eukaryota, Viridiplantae, Streptophyta, Magnoliopsida, Lamiales, Orobanchaceae. The record is from the annotation of a GenBank genome assembly.